Triticum turgidum subsp. durum (durum wheat) is the source of this 1107-nucleotide messenger RNA. Lineage: Eukaryota; Viridiplantae; Streptophyta; Magnoliopsida; Poales; Poaceae. The record is from the annotation of a GenBank genome assembly.
AUGUUUAGCUCUUCCGGGCGCGUCCACAAGACGCCGGUAAACACAGCGUCGACCAUUGUCGCCGAAGGUGUGUCCGGAUCACAUGUCCUCACAGUUCAGGGAUACUCCCAUACCCUUGGACUCGGCGUCUGCAGGUCUAUUCCGUCGGGCAUAUUCAGCGUCGGGGGACAUACUUGGAAAAUCCUCUACUACCCCGACGGCGUCAACAGAGAAUUUGCUGAUUGGAUAUCUUUUUCUCUACUUCUUCAUGCCGCGGAUGAUGACGACGCUGAUGAUGCUGGUAGCAGUACGCUAGGUAUCAAAGUAAGAUGCAGGUUUAGCCUGCUCGACCAGGUGGGCGUGCCGGUGCUAAAUCACACGUCGCCAUACAGGACUACCACAUGUUAUGCACAGGGCCACGGAAUUACAUCUCAUGGAUUCAUCAAAAGGGAGGAACUGGAGAACUCGCCGUAUCUUAAAGCUGAUUGUUUCAACAUCAAGUGUGAUGUCAGCGUCACCACGGGGAUCCGUACGCAGCCCAAAUCACAACAAUUUAUCACUGUGCCGCCUUCUGACAUGCCUCAUCAACUUGGCCGUGUCUUGGAGACCGGUGAGAUUGCGGACGUGACAUUUGAGGUCCGUGGUGAGACAUUUGUUGCGCAUAGGCGUUUGCUCGCGGUUCGGUCCUCGGUGUUCAUGGUGCAACUCUUCGGUCCAAUGAAGGAGGAUGAGGCAACGUGUAUACGGAUCGAUGACAUGGAAGCUAGAGUGUUCAAGAUGAUGCUACACUUUAUCUACACCGACACGCUCCCUAAUAUAGAUGCCGGUGAAAACACGGAGAUGGCUCAACAUUUGUUUGUGGCGGCAGACAGAUAUAAUCUAGAGAGGCUAAAGUUGAUUUGCGUGAAUAUGUUAUGCAACCACAUGAACGCAAGUAUGGUGGCAACGACAUUGGCACUUGCUGAGCAACAUGAUUGUGACAAGCUCAAGAAGGCAUGGUACAAGUUCCUCACUCAUUUUCAAAAUUUGAAGGCGGUAAUAGUGAGCGACGGCUUUAAGCAUCUCAAGAGCAUUCGCCCCAAUAUUCUAGAGGAGAUACUAGAUCGUCAGGCGGCUGAUGCUCCUUGA